AGGGAAGCAUUUAUAGUUUGCCGAGGCGUAUACCGCCUUUAAAUUCUUCUUCCUCUGUUUCAAACGGAGGAGGAAGAGGAAAGACAAAGGGUCGUCUUGGAACUCGAUCCACCAUAGAUGGGGUUCCUCGCAUACACUGCGCUACUUCUUCCCUUACUCUCUUUGUUUCUUUCAACUCCUCCCGUUGCUGCUCUCCAAGGUUUCAUUGGUGAGAAGCAAAACUACACGUAAUCUCUGCUUAAAAUGUAUCAAUUUGGAAAAUCAGAUACUGGAUGUGACUCCAAUUAAUUCCAUGAGAGACCCUUUGUCAAAAGACAAUGUAUUAUGUGAACGCAUACUAAUCGGUGGUCUAUCAAGAUGGAAGGUUAGCAGUUAUUCUAGUGCAUUUCGAGUCAGCUUGGUCCCGUCAGCAGUAAUCCCAGAUAGAGUGCUUGGAAAGAUACAAAUUUGCUUUCACAAGAAUUCCUCUAUUGGCUUGUGCCAGUGUGAACAAGAUGCAUGGAAGAAUUUACAGAAAGGUCCAUGGAGCUCUGUCAUGUCCCCUUACGAGGAUAGAGUUCUUGACGUGAAGUUUGUUGGUCUUUCUGAUUCUGUUACUGUUACUCUUGAAGAAGAUUUACAAAGAUGGCGUCUGCUCUUUCUUGCUUUUGGUAUGGUGCUACUGCUCAUGGCACCUAUUGUGAGCAGUUGGGUUCCUUUUUACUACAGCAGUUCGAUGGCUAUUGGAGUUUGUCUUGUCAUCAUUGUCCUUCUGUUCCAGGGGAUGAAAUUGCUUCCAACUGGAAGGAAAAAUAUAUUCUACUUGACUAUCUAUGGUUCAGUGCUCGGAGCAGGAUCUUUUUUGGUGCAUCAAUUCUCAAUGCUGAUAAAUUCCAUUGUCUCAAGCUUUGGGCUUGGUGAAGAGUUUCACAAUCCUGUGGCUGUAUUUGUUCUUGUUGGAAUAAUCCUUGCUGGAGCUGGUCUAGGAUAUUGGUUGGUGCGGAAAUUUGUUAUAUCAGAGGAUGGGAGUGUGGAUGUUGGUGUUGCUCAAUUUGUCACAUGGGCCAUACGCAUCGUUGGCAUUACCUUUGUCUUCCAGAGCUCGCUUGAUUAUCCUUUGGUGGUCUUAGUGCUCAGUUCCUGGUGCCCUAUUUGCUUUGCUGUUACUUCCAUGCAGUGGCGAGUACCGAGUGAUUUGUCAUAUUCUGGAAUUGGAGGUGCUUGGGCAAAGAAUAGCAGGCAGAUGAACAUGAAUAAAAAACGUGCUGAGUUCUUUAGCAAAUCCAGGAAGUUUGGUUCUGUUGGAGUUCCAUAUAGUAUCCCAAAGAGCUCAUUUGCAUGGUCUGAUUCUCUUGUCAAAGGUUUUUCAGAUGGAAAAGGGAAAAAAGUGCACGAAUACUAUUCAACUUUUCACAAGACGCCUAACAGAAAGAGAUUUUCAAAAAAAGAGUGGGAAGAUUUCACACAAGUGUCUACCAAGGAGGCUGUAGCUGAAUUAGCUUCAUCUCCCGAAUUCACUGAUUGGAUCAUCAAUCAUGCUGAUAGAAUACAUCUUCUUCCAGAGGAUAGUUCAGAUGAAUCAGUUGGAAGCGGGUCAGACUCAACAGACGAGAAUGCUGCAGAGAGUUGUAGUGGGCUUGGCUUGUUUAAGUGGCAUCGUCGCUUGUAGCACCUUCCUCUUAAGCUGAUCAUGGGAGUUUCACCUUUAAACACCAGAUGGGAGUUCCACUCUCUUCUGAUUAGACCCAAGCUCUUACCAUUCUUCAGUUUUCCCGUAUGCUUGGCAACAGAGUAACUAUAGUCUAUAGGUAUCGGUAGCUGGUAGUAGUUACAAGUUUUGAGUUGUAGCGUUGGAACUAGCAUUUAAAGCAAUAGUGGUAGCUCCUUGUAUGUUGAUAAAGACUGCAUAUUCAAGCUUUAUCAAUUUUCUUUUGUAUUUCAGUGUUUCAUCUUCAAGAUAUCUUUUCUCCAUA
This is a messenger RNA of Nicotiana tabacum (common tobacco), 1952 nucleotides long. RefSeq lists its product as uncharacterized. The record is from RefSeq and is a predicted model, not a curated record. Lineage: Eukaryota; Viridiplantae; Streptophyta; Magnoliopsida; Solanales; Solanaceae.